AUGCCACCACCUCCACCACCAUUACCACAUCGCUCGACGCAAUCCCUGGUUUGCUGCGCUGCACUUGGCUGGCAGCCACCGCCAUUGGGUUCUGCACCACGGAAUGCCCUUGGGACCUCAGACUCCACUAAACGAGCAAAUAGGAAAAAGGAACGUUUUACUGGCUACCGACAACCAAGAAUCAGUGCCUGCAUGAGUAGUUUCAUAACACGUUGGCCCAGUCGGCACCUAUCUGUUUACCUGGCCACUAUGUAA
Molecule: messenger RNA, 255 nt
Organism: Morchella importuna
Lineage: Eukaryota; Fungi; Ascomycota; Pezizomycetes; Pezizales; Morchellaceae
Exons: 2
Coding region: 1-255 (84 amino acids)
Source: RefSeq, a predicted model, not a curated record